AACAGCCGCAAACUUUUCUUUCCCCGGCGUCUCUUUUCUUCCAAAAACAAAUCACGGUCUCUUUUCCCUUCUCUGACAGCCGACCAUGGGGAGCGGAGCGGUGGCAUCCUGUGUACCAGCCACGGCCAUGUCGCCUUGAUCUCGGUCUGCACCCGUCGCCGCCCCUUCUCCUUUCCCCUCGCCAGCCACUUCUCCCCGCCGCCAAACCAGGCUGACGUAGCACGAGCUCGGGAUUGAAUCGGACCAGACCCGGGUCGCGUCCUCGAGCAGGAGGUCGACGUGAGGGACGAGCCGCCCCGUCGCACUGCUGGCCUGCGGAGGUGGUGCCGCCCCCAUCCCGGAUACCGAGAAUGCCGGGUCCUGGAGUUGCCUGCGAUGGGGGCGUGGAUGGUGGAUCUCGGCGGCCGCGGGGACAGUGGAGGUGGGGGCGAGGGAGGCCGUGCCGCCGGCCAAGAGGAGGCAGGUGGUGGCCGUGCCGUCCUUGAAGACCGCGACGGCGGCGGAGGCCAUCCAGCGGCUCUUCAAGCUGUGCCGCGCCGUAUUCACGGCCCUGGUCCGCGCAUGCUCGGUACCAUAGCUCACCCUGCCGGAAAUGGGAAUGGCCUGCACAAAAUUGAUGUCGUGUAUUUGGUUGAAUCGACUGAAUUUUAAUUAGCUCAUGGUGGUGAUUUUUGCAGACAUGAUGAGGCCACCAGGAAUUCUGUAAGUUCAAACAUGGAACAUACUAGAGUAUUCUGACAUUUAUCAUAGUCACCAGGAAUUCUGCCUAGGCACACACAAAAAGGCUCCACAAAAGUGGCUUUACUGUGAUGAGCCUUGCAGCUCUGAGCAGCUUGCAAACACCAGUAACAGCUGAGGCCAGCACAAUGGAAAAGAGCAGGGCAUUUCUUUGGCUGGAAAAGGGAUGAAAAGAACUGCUUUAAUUUCAGAAAUCAGAAAAUUAAAGCAAGUUUCAGAAAAUUGGCGGGGAAUUGGGGACCGAAUCGGAUUCAGAAAAAGGAAACCGUCCGUGUCUCUAUUUGGAAAUUUGACGCGUCCUCCGUCGCCUGCAAGUCCAUCGCCUAUAAAUAUCAGCACAUCCUCGCCUCCACACCACCUUUCUCUAUCCCAGAUCCCAAUCGCCUGCCCUGCCCUCGAUCGGCAUCAACCCUUCCUAGCUAGAAGCAGCAGCAGAUAGGGCAGCCGCCGGCCAGCUGCAGGAUGGAAGGGCUCGACGUCUUCCAGCACUACCGUCUGAAUCCUACGGAUGUGGACGCCGUGACUUACUACCUCCCACGCCUCAUCGCCGGCCAGCCGCAUGGCGCCGAGAAAUUCAUCCACCACGUCGACAUCUACAGCUGCGAGCCCAAGGAUCUCGCCGCCAAGAUUGCGCCCGUGCCGCAAGCCGCGAGCAGCGGCGACCGCUUCUUCUUCACCACGCGCAAGAGCAAGAACGGAAGCAAAACCCAGAGCGUGCGCACCGCCGGCGGCGGCACCUGGACCGUCAACGCCACCACGGCCGUCAAGCACGCGGGGGUCGAGGUCGGUGAGAGGAAGAACCUGUCCUUCAGGAAGAAGGGCAAGUCCACCGGCUGGGUCAUGGAGGAGUACCGAUGCUUGCUGCCAGAGGCCACUGUCGCCGACGGGGUGAAGGUGUUUUGCAAGAUCCACUUGGCUCAGCAUCCUCCUGACGCGGCCCGUCAAGAAUCGGCCGCGUACAUGCUUCAAGAACCGCAACGAGAGCCCGUGACUGUGAGCACGCACGCACAGAAGAGGCCAGCAACGGCUGCCACCGCCGAUCCUCAUCCGUCGCGCCCGAACAAGAGGAUGCGAGGAGCAGUCCCCGUCCCGGCACCUGCCACACCGUCGUUCUUGAUGUAUGAUGAGGCAGCCAGAGCAAUGUAUGGCCCGCUGGCUCGUACCAACUUCCCUGUUCAGGAUGCUGUGGCUGUACCAGUGGCAAUCGAAGGUGCUUCAGCAUCAUGCGAGUUCACUACAACAUCCUACCACUCGGACGUCGCUUCUUCCUCACAUGAUAUGCAGCGACAAGCUCAAGCUCCUGCUAUUUCGUCUCAGUCAGAUGUGCUGGAGUCUGUCAAGCAUUACAGCCAACAACAGAUGAUUGUUCCUGAGGCUGGCUCAAGCAUUGCAAGGAGCACAUCUGAAGAGGAUGUCUUUGAGCCAUUGGAGCCUGUUUCCAAUUUGCUGGAUGAGGAGGCAGAUGGUUUUGACCUUGAAGAACUAAUGAGAAUGAUGGAAGACGACCCAACUGAAGUUGAGCCGGUCACUGGAGCCAGCACUGGCGUGGAGAUGGGCCAACAGGAACCUCUGUACCUGGAUACCUUGGACCAAGGCAGGCUGGAGGACAUGCUGCAGUCCGAUUGCCCUUACCCAAUGUGGUGGAGAUCAGAGGACGGGGCCAUGCACAACCCAGCCUCCCAUGAUGCUGACAAGGAGAAGAGGUACAAUGCCGCGUCGGAUCUUGACGCUCCAUCGCUUCAGGGACACGACCACUUGUUCAAACCGCGGCCGUGCUUCUUCGAUCCAUUUGAAGCAGCGUUGAAGGCCGAAGAGGCGCUCGAGAAGGAGAAGAGGGACAAUCUUCACGCUGGACCGCUUGGAGGGCACAACAACUUCUUCUCGUCUGCAAGUGUCCAUUAAGUCCGAUGUUGAAAUUGUUUUCAAAGUGUAUAUGAGGAUACUCGUUGGCUGAUAUGUUAGUUCGUCCUUGUACGAUCGCCACAGAUGUACCUCUGAGCAAUUUGCUCCACUUGUUCAUGCAAGCUAAAACUGUUGUUGUUCUUCUUUUUGCUCCUGUGAUGGAUUUUUUUCUUCUGAA
Triticum urartu is the source of this 2818-nucleotide messenger RNA. The record is from RefSeq and is a predicted model, not a curated record. Lineage: Eukaryota; Viridiplantae; Streptophyta; Magnoliopsida; Poales; Poaceae.